CUUCCGGUUCGGAGCGAGGGAGCUUCCAGUUCGUGAGCGGGCGGGGAGCCGUGUUCCUGGCGCCUUUCUCCCGGCGUCUCUUCGGUCGACGACUCCUCUAGCAAGAAUGCCUAAUGUAAAGAAGACCGCUGGAAAAAGAGGUCCUACGAAGAGGAAGCUUGCAGAGGAAUUUCUUCCUGGAGAAGUUUUUACUGACAUGUUCAAAAAAACUUGGAAGCUUGGCCCAGUUAUUGGGAAAGGUGGCUUUGGCUGCCUCUAUCUUGCUGAUGUUAAUUCUUCAAAAUCAGUCACCAGUGAUGCAUCCUAUGUUAUAAAAGUGGAGCCCAGUGACAAUGGACCACUCUUUACUGAAUUAAGUUUCUACACGCGAGCUGCUAAACCAGAGCUAAUUAAGAAAUGGAUUUCUUCUCACAAACUGAAAUACUUAGGUGUACCAAAGUACUGGGGAUCUGGCAUGCAUCAAAAGAAUGGCAAAAGCUAUAGAUUUAUGGUGAUGGACAGAUUUGGGAAAGAUCUUCAGAAGGUUUUUGAAGAGCAAGGAAAGCAGUUUACACGCAAAACAGUAUUACAGUUGGGCUUGAGAAUACUUGAUGUUUUAGAAUAUGUUCAUGAACAUGAAUAUGUGCAUGGAGACAUCAAAGCCUCGAAUCUUCUCCUGGGUUACAAGGCUCCACAUCAGGUGUACUUGGUGGAUUAUGGCCUUGCAUAUCGAUACUGUCCGGAAGGCAUUCACAAGGAGUAUAAAGAAAAUCCCAAACGGUGUCAUGAUGGAACCCUUGAAUUUACUAGUAUUGAUGCACACAAGGGGGUGGCUCCAUCAAGACGUGGUGAUUUGGAAAUUUUAGGUUAUUGCAUGAUAUGCUGGCUUAGUGGCAAGCUGCCUUGGGAAGAGAGCCUGAAAGAUCCUGAGUGUGUCAAAGCCUCAAAAAUCAAGUAUACUGAUGAUAUUGCAGCAUUGAUGGAUGAAUGUUUCCCUGAAAAAAAUAAACCGGAUGAAAUUGCCAGGUAUAUGGACACAGUGAUGGCUUUGGCCUACACUCAAAAACCACCAUACCAGCAGUUACGAGAAAUACUUCUUCAGGGUCUCAAGGACAUUGGUCAGAAGGAUGAUGGUAUAUUGGACUUCGGCGUUUCAGAGAAUGGAGAUGUUCCAACAAAGCCAGCACUUAAGAAAAAAAGGAAAUUAGGUGCUACAUCAGUGGCAGCCACUUCUGAUGAAGAUGACACUGAAUCCAAUGAAGAUGAUGUGGUGACUAUCAAAAGAAAGAAACAUGCAUCACCUAGAAGUGCUGACUCCCCAGGACCAAUUCAUCACAGCAGGUUGCAGCCAGAGGCUAGCAGCAGCAGCAGCCGUUUGCAGCAACAAGAGAGGCAGAAAACCCAAAUUGCAGAAGAAUUUACCAGAAGCCAAGACAAACCUGAAUCUCAAGAAGAGAAUUGAGAAUUAAAAGGGUCAGAAUAAUGUAUGUUUGCCGCUUUUCCUAGGUGUUUUGGUUUGGUUUAUUUGCAGUACUUUGUGUAUGUGCAGUCUGUAGACUGUUACUGUAUUUUGCUUUUGUGUGUGUGCAAUCUAUAGACUUACUGUGCUGCAUUGUGUAGUUGCAACUGGAAAAAUAAAAUUUUAAGUCUUAUUUACAGAAUGUACAGCUUAAUACCAGUACAUUUCAAAAUCCUUAAAUGGCUGUUUUGUACUCUUUUGCAGCUGUUCACUUUGUAUCAAACUUGAAUAAAAGCAAACUUUUAAUUGU
Varanus komodoensis (Komodo dragon) is the source of this 1748-nucleotide messenger RNA. RefSeq names its product VRK serine/threonine kinase 1 (gene VRK1). Gene Ontology annotation, molecular function: protein serine/threonine kinase activity; ATP binding. Gene Ontology annotation, biological process: peptidyl-serine phosphorylation; signal transduction. The coding region runs from base 107 to 1441 and encodes 444 amino acids. The transcript has 14 exons. Gene Ontology annotation, cellular component: cytoplasm; nucleus. The record is from RefSeq and is a predicted model, not a curated record. Lineage: Eukaryota; Metazoa; Chordata; Lepidosauria; Squamata; Varanidae.